AUACAUUUAAUACCGAAAACGGAGCAACAUUUAUCGAAUCAAAUUUACAAAAGAAAAAUGAUCCAUCAUCACAUAAAGUAAUUCAAGGAUGGGCAAGCCAUGCCGUUUUCGAUGAUUUUGGUUUAAAUUAA
This is a messenger RNA of Dentiscutata heterogama, 131 nucleotides long. The record is from the annotation of a GenBank genome assembly. NCBI's taxonomy places the organism in Eukaryota, Fungi, Glomeromycota, Glomeromycetes, Diversisporales, Gigasporaceae.